UGCAUGGUGAGCAGGAUGGGCGCCGAGACGGGCCCCCCAGAGGUGCCGAGGUCUCCGCAGAGAACAUCAGGGACCCCCGUGUGGCCCUGCUCCAACCCACCCCACAGCCCCAGGGCCAGAGUGGCAGAGCUCUUCGGCCUGAGGGAGGGGCUCAGUAGCCCCGCCGGCACCUGGGUCCGAGUGCUGCAGGUGCUGGGGGUCUCGGCUGCACUGCUUCUGGGCUGCCUGAGCCUCACUCACUUGCUGGGCCCCGCGCAGCCUGUGGAAGGGCCCACCGGGCCGCGGUUUCCCCCGAGCUGGGCCGUGUGGCCACUGCAGGACUCCUGCAGCCUCGCCCUCGUGGAGAGCAUCCCCCAGGACCUGCCGGCGACUGCCAACUCAUCUGCCCGGCCGCUGGCCCAGGCUUGGAUGCAGCUGUUGGACAUGGCCCAGGAGAGUGUCCACGUGGCCUCGUUCUAUUGGUCACUCACGGGGCGCGACAUUGGAGUUAAUGACUCGUCUUCCCAGCCGGGGGAGACCCUCUUACAGAAGCUGCAGCAGCUGCUGGGCAGAAACGUCUCCCUGGCCGUGGCCACCAGCACCCCCUCACUGGCCCCCAACUCCAGUGACCUGCAGAGCCUGGUUGCCCAAGGUGCCCAGGUGCGGCAUGUGCCCAUGAAAAACCUCACUGGGGGAGUUCUGCACUCCAAGUUCUGGGUCGUGGAUGGGCAGCACAUCUACAUGGGCAGCGCCAACAUGGACUGGCGGUCCCUGACCCAGGUGAAGGAGCUGGGAGUCAUCAUCUACAACUGCAGCCGCCUGGCCCAGGACCUGGAGAAAACCUUCCAGACCUACUGGGCGCUGGGGGUGCCCCGGCCCGUGCUCCCUAGCCGUUGGCCUAGGAACUUCUCCUCACACAUUAACCGCUUCCAGCCCCUGCGGGAGCACUUCAGCGGGCUCCCCACCACGGCCUACUUCUCGGCAUCGCCGCCCGCACUCUGCCCCAGUGGCCGCACCCGGGACCUGGAUGCGCUGCUCACGGAGAUUGGGCGCGCCCGGGAAUUCGUCUAUGUAUCGGUGAUGGAGUACUUCCCCACCACGCGCUUCCAACACCCUGUCAGAUACUGGCCUGUGCUGGACACGGCACUGCGGACUGCAGCCGUGAGCAGGCGUGUGCAUGUACGCCUGCUGGUCAGCUGCUGGCUCAACACAGACCCCCGCAUGUUCCCUUUCCUGCGCUCGCUUCAGGCCCUCAGCCACCCGGCAGCUGGCAUCUCCCUGGAUGUGAAAGUCUACAUCGUGCCGGUGGGGAAUCACUCCAACAUCCCGUUCAGCCGGGUGAACCACAGCAAGUUCAUGGUCACCGAACAGGUGGCCUACAUCGGCACCUCCAACUGGUCAGAAGACUACUUUAGCAGCACCUCAGGGGUGGGCCUGGUGCUGAGACAGAGGGCUACGGGCAGCCAGCCGCAGGCACUCACCGUGCAGGAGCAGCUGCGCCGACUGUUCGAGCGGGACUGGAGCUCGCCCUACGCCUUGGGCCUGGACGAACUGGCCCACAGCCAGGACUGUGUUUGGCGCCACUGAGCCUCUGGAAACCUUCAGCUCUUGGUGGAACCCGCUCUCCACCGAGUUUGCUGUCUGUCCCCAGACCUGGGCCUCAGGCAGCUGCUUCUGCCCCAGCCCUUGUCCAGGCCAGGUGCCCAAAGGCCUGGGAAUGCCAACUUUGCUUUCCAUCUCCUCUCCAAAUCCAGCUGUUCCUAAAGCCAGCCUCCUCCAAGAAGGCCUCCAGGAAGCCUCUUGCUGGCUCCCCCAGAGUAAUUGCAAACCCUUGGAAUGUG
This is a messenger RNA of Sorex fumeus (smoky shrew), 1820 nucleotides long. RefSeq names its product phospholipase D family member 4 (gene PLD4). Gene Ontology annotation, molecular function: catalytic activity. Gene Ontology annotation, cellular component: nucleus; trans-Golgi network membrane; endoplasmic reticulum. The transcript is spliced from 11 exons. The record is from RefSeq and is a predicted model, not a curated record. Gene Ontology annotation, biological process: hematopoietic progenitor cell differentiation; phagocytosis. NCBI's taxonomy places the organism in Eukaryota, Metazoa, Chordata, Mammalia, Eulipotyphla, Soricidae. The coding region runs from base 4 to 1566 and encodes 520 amino acids.